AUGGGUGAACCGAUAGUGCUUGUCCUCUCGACGGAUGAGUCCGUCAAACCGGAAAGUAUUAUCGAACGGAUCCGCAAGCUGCCGAACAGCCAGGAUCAGAUCAAACUCAGUACUGAUACGGUACCAGAAUGUAUCGGUUACACGUAUCAAAUACACACAAAGUAUUACGAUACCAAGGUGAUACUGUAUGCACACGGUUCCACCGAGCUGGCCACAGUUUCGAGCGCAAUACUGAAACGGACGGAAGGAAUGCUGAUCUACUUCGAUGCAAAGGAUCGUAAGUUUCUCGAGCAGCUUCCAGUGUUCGGCACCUUUGUCCAGCAGAACGAGAUUGAGUUCGGAAUAUUGCUCUGCUCGACACUGCAGGAAAGCAGUGCCGAUGGGAUUACGUACAGUGAGGCUAAGAGUCAGUGUACCAUGCUGGACGUGAUAGAGCUCGAACCGAGCGUGGAAGAUGCGGAAGAGGAGGUAGCCGGUGUUGGAGAAGCAACGGGUGUAGAUGAGCUGAUCCAAGCGAUGCAUAAUUAUAUCUGGUCCAAUGUGAAUAUACACCGGGGGAAUAGAGCCAGCACGGGGGCAACGGAUGACGAAAGUCCUGGUCUACUUUCGCCCAAUCCAACUGAUGAUUAUGAAGCUCCAAUAACGGAAGAAGAGGAACGAAUAAUGGAAGCCGAACUGAACGGAUUCGAACGGCUGUUGACGGAAGUGAUGAACUUCCAGCCAAACACUAGCAACUGGACACGAAACGAGCGUUUGAUGUAUGCGGGAGGGUUGGCCGAAAUUUUCGAUUAUCUGGUAGAGGAAGAUGAGACUGCCGGAAACACUUAA
Molecule: messenger RNA, 828 nt
Organism: Anopheles maculipalpis
Lineage: Eukaryota; Metazoa; Arthropoda; Insecta; Diptera; Culicidae
Exons: 1
Coding region: 1-828 (275 amino acids)
Source: RefSeq, a predicted model, not a curated record